AUGAAGCAGCCUCUUGCUUUUCCUGGGUGGUUUAGAACAGUGAGCCUCUGCUUAUGUUUGGCCCACACUGUCACAUCUGCAAUUUUGACAAACUCCACACAACUGGAGUCCAUCCUGGACAAGUACAGGGACAAGGAUGAAGAGUGGUGGAAAGCCAGAACAAGAGGAAAGAGAGCUAUCAGUGAAGGUGACAUGCAUCUCAUCCUGGAUCUGCACAACAAGUUGCGUGGUCAAGUCCACCCUCCAGCCUCCAACAUGGAGUACAUGGUGUGGGAUUACGAGUUAGAGAGAAGCGCCGAGCACUGGGCCCAUACAUGCCGAUGGGAACAUGGACCGAGCUACAUGUUGACACAAAUAGGCCAGAACCUUGGCGCACAUUGGGGCAGGGAGCGUCCUCCCACCUAUCACGUGCAGGCUUGGUAUGAUGAAGUGAGGCACUACAGCUAUCCUUACUCGCAGGAGUGUAACCCACACUGCCCUUUUAGAUGUUCAGGGCCUGUUUGCACUCACUAUACUCAGUUGGUUUGGGCCACAAGCAAUCGUAUUGGAUGUGCCAUCAAUGUGUGUUACAACAUGAACGUGUGGGGAAUGAUCUGGGCUAAAGCUGUUUACCUGGUCUGCAACUACUCUCCACCAGGAAACUGGUGGGGUCAUGCUCCUUACAAGUAUGGCGCACCGUGCUCUGCUUGUCCCGCCAGUUAUGCUGGAGGAUGCAGGGACAAUCUGUGCUACAAAGAUGGAGGGAUUGACAGGCAACCUGCGCCAGAGACCGAGGAAACAAACUAUAUUGAACCAGAGCCGGAUGCAGUAAGGGAGACGGAGCCCCAACCCAGGGCCCAUACUCCAAACCCUCCACAACCCACUGAAGUUGCAGAAAGAAACCGGGUUGUAAGCACUGAGCAGAUGUGCCAACAGAUGGACUGUGACACAAAGCUGAGAGAUCGGUGCAAAGGAACAACAUGUAACAGAUAUGAGUGUCCACCUGGCUGCUUUGACAGACACGGAAAAGUAGUUGGGACUACAUCUUAUGACAUGCAAUCCAGUGUAUGUGGAGCCGCAUUGCAUGCUGGUAUUAUUGAUAAUGAUGGAGGAUGGUUGGAUGUGACUCGACUAGGUCGAAAACAACAAUUCACUAAAUCAUACAAGAAUGGCAUUCAAUCAAUAGGGAAGAACAGAAGUGCAAAUUCCUUUAAAGUACAGACUGUGCCUGUCAAGGCUGUAGCUUGUGACACCACAGUAGCACUGUUCUGUCCCUUUAAGAAACCGGUGCGACAUUGUCCAAGGUUGUAUUGUCCUAAGAACUGUCUACGUGAGAGUCAAGCCAGAGUCAUUGGGAGUAAAUAUUACGCUGAUAAAUCAAGCAUUUGCCGAGCAGCCCUUCAUGCUGGAGUUAUCCAAAAUGAGUCCGGAGGUUACAUUGAUGUGAUGCCAGUGGACCGCAGGAGGCAGUACAAUGGCAACCAUCAAAAUGGCAUCACUUCAGAAAGUUUACUUAACCCAACGGGAGGAAAGGCCUUUCGAGUGUUUGCUGUUAUUUGAAAUACAAAAGGACACACUUCUUGCUCAAAAUAUACAGCUUUACCACAAAAAAAAAAUAAAAAUGAUUGCAUUCUUCGGCUGUUGAUACCAAAGGUGCAACAGGACUCAACUAAACUGAAAUAAACUAAACUAAAUGUUAGAGGCUUUUUUUAAUAUCUUGGCCAAAACAUGUUCUUGACCCUUGGGAAUUUAAGUCACGAACAAGGAAAACAUCGUAACCUGAAACGAAGAGUCAACAGCAAUUUUGCAUCCAGUUUUGACGUUUUCCACUGCUUCAUCAUGCUACCCACUCAGUUCCUUAAAAUGUGCUUCAAUUAUGAAAGGUCCCGUUUCGCCUAGAGGGGAAUUUAGCUAUUCAAUUUUUAGGAGGUACCGCUCCAAAUGAGCACUACUCUACUAAGUAAUCAUUUUAA
Messenger RNA from Corythoichthys intestinalis (scribbled pipefish), 1952 nucleotides. RefSeq names its product cysteine-rich secretory protein LCCL domain-containing 1-like. The record is from RefSeq and is a predicted model, not a curated record. The transcript is spliced from 14 exons. NCBI's taxonomy places the organism in Eukaryota, Metazoa, Chordata, Actinopteri, Syngnathiformes, Syngnathidae. Bases 1 to 1539 code for a protein of 512 amino acids. Gene Ontology annotation, cellular component: extracellular region.